ACCACGCGAGGAGGAGGUGAAACCGUUGCGCCACCGUCGCGUGUGGAGUUGUCGUCGCUGACGAGCCCGGCGGCUGCCCAGUUACGUCACCGUCAUGAAGUCCUCGCCGUUGUCUUUUCCUUUGCAAAUCGUUGCCAUCAUUGGAACAGAGGGCGAGAGAGAGAGAGAGCUCGCGGUGGGGAAAAGGGGAGGCGUCGCCGUUCUGCGCAAAGCUACCGCCGCCGUCGCGUGCUCUAUCACCGCUGUUGCUGGGAGCUGCCGCCGAGAAAACGCCUUUACCACCGCUUUAUUCCGGCAUCCUUCCUGAGCCCGGUUGCCAUUGAACCACCGGAGUUUUUGGCCGUUGUCGAAGCUGCCGCCGAGUCAGUUCGGGAUUGCGGCUGCUCAGUUCUGCUGUUAUCGCAUCGGCAUCUCACAAACAGAACUAACAUGACAUCGGAUAGAUCGUCCAAGUAUACCGACGACUCAACGACCUUCAUGAAGACUAAGGCCAGACUGAUAUGUAGCUACUCUAAUUUUGUUAUUAAUUUAGUUAUAUUCUUUGACAUAUCAUUAGUAGGCAUCCUAACAUAUUGUUUCAAUGCAACAUGUGUUGUCGAAGUUGUUAGAUUGCUAGGUGACAUUGGCGGAGACCUUCAUUUACACCCACAUUUUGAAGGAGAACAAAGAGAGAUUUGUUUAUCAACGGAGUCCUACAUUCAAAGAUUGGAGGCCGCAACUGAGCAAUCUCAGCAAAGUGGGGAGGAGGUUAGUGGCUCUGUUACUUCAGUCGUCGAUCCUAAUGCGAUUUGGCACGAGACUGCCUCAGCACCGUGCAAGAACCGCGUAUACAGGUUUGGGUUGUUCUUCGUCAGCAGUUUCUACACCUCCACGAUGAGGCCAUAGUCCACCUCUAUCACCAGUCGAGUCGUUGAUCCCAGGGAAGGUAUUGAUUUGAGGCUGCAAGUGCAGGAGCUCACCCAGAGUCUUUAUGAACAGACUCAGGAGCUGAACGAAACUUGGGAGAGGUUUCAGAAGAUCCUCAUAUGCAUGACGGACACGGAUAAGCUCAGACUGGAGUGAAAAGAGCAACUGAAGCGACUUCAGCAGAUGGAGCAGUAGAUAGCGAUGUACCAGGCCUAGAUGCACGUCAGUGGCAGUGGUGCUGCUGGUGGCAGCAGUGCUACUGGUGGGACACAUACAUCAUCGCCUUCUCCACUACCUUAGCAAGACUACGGGAAUGACGACAACGACGACUACCAGAAUCUUUAGUGAUUAGGGCUAUGUUUUAAUGUUUCAUUGUAUUUGAUUUAUUUGAAUUU
This is a messenger RNA of Arachis duranensis, 1301 nucleotides long. RefSeq lists its product as uncharacterized. The coding region runs from base 430 to 885 and encodes 151 amino acids. The transcript has 4 exons. The record is from RefSeq and is a predicted model, not a curated record. Lineage: Eukaryota; Viridiplantae; Streptophyta; Magnoliopsida; Fabales; Fabaceae.